CCACGACCCCGAAUCAAUCAUCUCGUCCUCUCCGUCGUCGCCGGCGGCGGCGGCAGACAUCCCCUCCAUCUUCUCCUCCCCGCCGUCGAUGGCGUCCCCUUCGCUGCAACGCCCCUCUUCUUGACGACCCUCCUCCGACCUCGCGGGUUCUGCCGCUCUAGAGAGAGAAAGAAGAGAGAGAGAGAGAGAGAGAGAAGAAGAAGAAGAUGUUGGGUGGACUGUACGGAGACCUCCCUCCGCCGUCGUCCGCCGACGACGAGAACCCUAGCGGCGCCAACCCCGCCUCCACCGUCUGGUCCAGCAGCGCGAAGUUCGCCCCGCCCGCGCUCCGCAAGCCCUCCGUCGCCCCCCAGACGAUCCUCCGCCCCCAGGCCAAGCCGAAGCCCCCCGGCUCGGCCCCCCCGUCGCCGAAGCCGGCGGUGCCGCAAGCGGUCGCGGCGCCGCAGCUGGCGGACGACGCGACGCCGCAGCCCGCGCUGGUGGGGGUGACGUCGACGAUCGUGGAGGAGUACGACCCCGCGAGGCCGAACGACUACGAGGAGUACAGGAGGGAGAGGAAGAAGAAGGCGGCGGAGGCGGAGCGGAGGAGGGAGCUGGAGAGGAGGAGGCAGGAGGAGGAGGAGAGGGAGAAGAGGGAGAGGGAGGAGAGGGAAAGGGAGAGGGAGAGGGACCGGAACAUCUCCGGGGAGGAGGCAUGGAAACGGCGUGCCGCGAUGAGUGGGGCGGCUCCGAGGUCGCCGUCUCCUCCGGGGAAUGGGGACGGGUUCACCAUUGGGAAGUCGGAGACGCCGGGCUUGGGUGUUGGCGCGGGUGGUCAGAUGACGGCUGCGCAGAGGAUGAUGGCGAAGAUGGGUUGGAAGGAGGGGCAGGGGCUCGGGAAGCAGGAGCAGGGGAUCACGACGCCGCUGAUGGCCAAGAAGACGGAUAGGAGAGCUGGAGUGAUUGUAAAUGCAAGUGAAACGAAGCCGGAGAAGAAGGUGAAGAGUGUCAAUAUCAAUGGCCAGCCGACUCGGGUUUUGUUGCUCAGAAACAUGGUGGGCCCUGGUGAGGUAGAUGAUGAGCUAGAAGAUGAAGUCGCAUCAGAGUGUGCAAAGUAUGGAACCGUUACCAGGGUUCUUAUAUUCGAGAUAACAGAACCGAAUUUUCCAGCUGAUGAAGCAGUCCGAAUAUUCGUGCAAUUCGAGAGAUCCGAACAAACAACCAAGGCACUUAUCGAUCUCGGUGGUCGGUACUUUGGGGGACGAGUGGUUCAGGCAACCUUUUAUGACGAAGAACGGUUCAGUAAGAACGAAUUGGCUCCUAUGCCAGGUGAAAUUCCCGGUUUCUAACAGGUAGCAUUUUCCUCUUCUCAUGAGCAGCCUCGUUAAGCUAUGUAAGGACAUGCCAUGCCAGAUUUAGAAUUGGAUGUUUAUUAGGGGACAUGGGAGUAAAAGGCUUAAACCAUCAUCAUGACUCAGCACUUUUGGACAUCAAUUUAUAUAUUUUGCGUCUGAGCAAUGUGCAAGGUUUUCUUGGAGUGGGAAAUGAUGGUUUGAUGAGGGAUUGUUAUCAUUUUGUUGGCAAGCAUCACUUAAAAGACGUUGACUGAAAUAUGAUUUUUCUUUUAGGCAAUCA
Molecule: messenger RNA, 1614 nt
Organism: Syzygium oleosum
Lineage: Eukaryota; Viridiplantae; Streptophyta; Magnoliopsida; Myrtales; Myrtaceae
Product: DNA-damage-repair/toleration protein DRT111, chloroplastic
Exons: 2
Coding region: 207-1328 (373 amino acids)
Biological process (GO): mRNA cis splicing, via spliceosome
Cellular component (GO): precatalytic spliceosome
Molecular function (GO): RNA binding
Source: RefSeq, a predicted model, not a curated record